Messenger RNA from Cricetulus griseus (Chinese hamster), 1834 nucleotides. NCBI's taxonomy places the organism in Eukaryota, Metazoa, Chordata, Mammalia, Rodentia, Cricetidae. The record is from RefSeq and is a predicted model, not a curated record.
AUGGUUCCCUCCCGGGUCCGGAUCGGUAGAUGGGUGGCCGCGGCCAGGGCGGCCCAGAAGCGCCCUCGUGUGGACGGCUUGGGACAGCCUCGGCGUUCUGAGUCCGCGAGCACGCGCGCGGCGCUCUACGUGCACUGGCCCUAUUGCGAGAAGCGCUGCAGCUACUGCAACUUCAAUAAGUACAUCCCCCGUGGCGUGGAGGAGGGCGCCUUGCGGAACUGCCUGGUGACUGAGGCGCAGACGCUGCUGCGGCUCAGUGGGGUGCAAAGGGUGGACUCUGUGUUCUUUGGUGGGGGAACCCCGAGUCUGGCCAGUCCUCACACUCUGGCUGCUGUCUUGGAGGCCGUGGCGCAGGAAGCCCAUUUGCCUGCAGAUUCAGAAGUCACAUUGGAGGCUAACCCCACUUCAGCCCCAGGUUCCAGGCUGGCAGCUUUUGGAGCAGCAGGAAUCAACAGGUUGUCCAUCGGUCUGCAGUCCCUGGAUGACACGGAGCUGCAGAUGCUGGGACGGACUCACUCAGCCCGAGACGCUUUGCGGACUCUGGCUGAAGCCAGGCGCCUUUUCCCUGGCAGGGUAUCCGUGGAUUUGAUGCUAGGGCUGCCGGCACAAAAGGUGGAGCCAUGGCUUCAACAACUUCAGAAACUGCUGGACCACUGUGAUGACCACCUCUCCCUCUACCAGCUGACCCUGGAACGGGGCACCUCACUCUUUGCCCAGGUGCAGCAGGGCACCCUCCCAGCCCCUGACCCGGACCUGGCUGCUGAGAUGUACCAGCAGGGCAGGACCAUCCUUCGAGAUGCUGGCUUUCGCCAGUAUGAGGUCUCCAACUUUGCCCGGAACGGGGCGCUCAGUACCCACAACCGGACUUACUGGCAGUGCGGUCAGUACCUUGGCAUUGGGCCUGGAGCCCAUGGACAAUUUGUGCCCCGGGGAGCUGGAGGCCACACCCGGGAAGCACGGAUACAGACACUGGAGCCAGACAACUGGAUGAAAGAGGUGAUGCUGUUUGGCCACGGCACGCGGAAGUGUGUCGCCCUGAGCAAGCUGGAGCUGCUGGAGGAGGUUUUGGCUAUGGGGCUGCGCACUGAUGUGGGGGUCACUCAUCAGCACUGGCAGCAGUUUGAGCCCCAGCUGACCCUGUGGGACGUGUUCGGAGCAAGCAGGGAGGUGAAGGAGUUGUUGGCACGGAGUUUGUUGCUGCUGGACCACAGGGGUCUCCGGUGCUCCUGGGAGGGUCUAGCUGUGCUGGACUCACUGUUACUGAUCCUCCUGCCUCAACUCCAGGAGGCCUGGCAGCAGCACAGGACUCCCUCACCUGUGUCAGGAGGAUGACCAGCUGUUCCUGCAACGUAGGGCAACACCAGUUGGACUUGGAAGGCUGGGCCAGCAUGGUGGGCAUCCCUCUUCUGCCUACAAGUGCCUCUCUGCUUUAAGUCCUUAUUGCUUGACUCUGACCCCAUGGGGAUGGCUACGGUGAAUUGGAAGAAAGGACAUCCCUGAUCUGGGAACUGGUAUCCCACUCAGCAUCCCAGGAACCACAGAUCAGCAUGUGACUGGGAUGUACUCAUCACACUCUGGCUUUUGUUGGCAAUAUUUGGAAAUCAUUCUGUAGGGCAUUGUGUCUGUUGGAGAAACCUCCCUCAUUCUGGAGUAAAGCCCCGGAGUUAGUUUGUAUGAUUCAGUAGAACUGAAUCCCCUCCAGCUGUCUUAAACAAGAAAAAACAUAGGAAUGGGAUAUUUACAAAAUUAUUUAAGAUGCUGGAGAGAUGGCUCAGUGGUAAGAGCAGUGUUUGCUCUUCCAGAGGACCAAGGUUCCAUUCCCAGUAGCCGUGUG